AAGGAGUGCGAGUGUAUUGAGUAACGACACCGUGAAUGAUUGUUCUUAGUUUGAUCUUAGUAGCCUUUGUUUUGUGCAAUCCAUCUAGCGCAAGUGUACAAUGCCGAAAAAAUUGGCAACAGGUCAAACGGAUUUUUUUACCUCCUCAAUGAGCUUUAAUGUAAAAAUCGUGUUCUAUAGAAAAUCUGUUUGGCUUUCAAAUUGAUUCUUUUUGGUUUCUUAUUGGAAACAAAAUGAAACUGUUUAGUGUAGAAUAAUGUAGAAUAAGCAGAAUGCAUUAGAGCAGCGUCAGCAUUGAGGCUCUGUUUAGAGAUUCUGUUUAGAGAGCUUAAAGGAAAAAGUGCUUCUUAAAUUUAAAAGUUGCAUCAAGAGACACCAAGUUGGAACAAUUACCGAGUUUGGAAAUGAUCUCGAGCCGAUAUUGAGCUACUGGCCCUGGAACUGAUUAACAAUUCAUGUUGGUUGUAUGAUCUGGCACUUGAAAUAUGUUGUCAAGAUUCCGAAUGGGUAUAAAUGAUACCAGCCACUGAUCCCAUACUGGUCUUGGAAUCGAUUACCAACCCACAUCGGAUUUACAACUGAUUCUAAACUUUUUUCAACUCAACAACUGUAUCUGCCCUGGCUCAGACAUGGAACGAAUCGCGAACCAACCCCUUUUAGGCAAGAAAUAGUCAUCCAAGUAGUCAAGAAGUUACGCAACUAAUGAGCGUUACUUCUAGUUAGAAUUUGUAUGUCACAAACCAGCCAUGACAUCGUCGAUGAAAUCCAACUAGAGAAACUGAUCCGGCAAAGCGCUUUCUUGAUCUCGGCUAGCCCCACAAUCCCUCAUUAGCGAUGGAUCAGAUUCCCCCAUUCGGAUUGUUUGCGUGAUUGUGCAACGUAUGUUUGCAGAUUAUAAACAAAUGAUAAUGCAGGAGCGAUGGACAAAUAAUAGAGGAGCUUUGAACAUGAAACCAAACCUGCUCACCAACUCCUACCGGGAAGGACACAUGUGUUCGGUAUGCUCGCAUUAUGCAACACCGAUAACAUCAUUAUUUUUCAAUCGAAAGCAAAUACGCCAUCAACCGUACACGGUUCUGUUCCCUUCCAAAAGCCAAGCCUAUUAAUGCCUAUAAAAGAAACCAACGAACACGUGGGAAUAAGUUUGUAAAUUUGCACUCUACCCAACAACCAUACACCAGUAUGGAAUUGUGCACAGAUUUGCUACACUUGACCAGUGCUUUUCAACUGUUCCUGCAAACACUAGCCCUGGCGCACCUGUCCGGACACUAUAGUGUUUGUGUGGUGCGCAGCAUUCACGACGAUGUUCGGUUGGAGUUUCCACGCGCUAUCGUUACCGUUACGCUGGAAUCACCGUACAACACCACGGACACCACCUUCGGCGAUCGCUUGGUGCGCUCCAUCAAUGCCGGCUGUGAAGGGUUUAUGGUGCUGGAAGGGGCACUGUUUCCAUUUCUGGACCAUUUCCGGUCGGCCCACGAAGCAGCCCACUUCCGAGCGCAUAACAAACGUAUCAUUGCCACUGUGCGGCUUGGUCCAGUGGAAAGGGAACGGUUGCUCCAUCACGAUACGAUGGAAGUUACGCCCAACAUGCUGCUGGUGGAGGUAAACGAAUCGGAAGGAAUGGUUGGUCUUUACACGACGAAGUUAUCGCCGGAAAAACCGAGAGGAAUUGUGGCAGAGUUGAUGCUGCUGGAGCGGCUCCGUUUAGGCGAGGAGUUGUUGUUAGGGCUGCCGGAAUCGAUCCGAAAGUUUCCCGAUAAGCUGACCGACAUGGAGGGAAGACGUGUUCGGCUGUCCACCUUGCCGUAUCCUCCCUGCAGCGUGGCGAAUGAAGUGCCACUGGGUGAAGGAAAUGCUCGCAGUACGGUUCCGGCCAACUACUCCUUGCAGGCGGAUGGGACGGAAAUUUUGAUGGUACUGGAGCUCUGCCGUCGCCACAACUGUACGUUGGAGAUUGAGCUUGUUGCCAACUCGGAAUGGGGCCAGGUGUACCCGAAUGGUUCGGCCGAUGGUUUGAUAGGAUCAUUGAUCGAUCGUCGAUCGGAUGUUGCCGUGGCUGCAAUAUACCGUUGGUACAACUGGUACCAGUACAUGACAAUGUCGGCCUACACUGGUCGAUCGGGCAUCUCCGCGCUUGUACCGCGGCCCCGUCUCCUACCCUACUGGCAGACACCGUUCCUGUCGUUCCCGCCAAGCCUCUGGCUAAUGGUGGCCGUUUCAUUCUGCGUGGGAACGGUUGCCGUGUUCCUUACCGAGCACGCCCGUCACCACAUACGGCCGCUUUCCGGUUCCACCAGUCACAACAACAGGCUGAUCGAUUCCAUCUUCUUCAUGGUGAGCUUGUACGUGGAACAGUCCGUCCCGCUGCCGAACAGUUUGCUGGCGGGUUCGAUGCUGCUUACCUUUCUCCUCUUUGGAGGGUUCAUGAUCGGUAACAGCUAUGCCGGGGCGCUGGCCUGCGUGAUGACGAUUCCCCGGUACGAAAAGUCCAUCGACACGCGGGCCGACUUUGCCGCCAGCGGGAUGAAAUGGUCCGGCCCGACGGUUGCGUGGAUGAACUCGCUGCUGAUGGCGGAACAGCCGGAGCUGGUAACGAUCCGGAACCGGUACGAGGUGCACGGUGGCGAUACGUUGGCCCGCUACUCGCACACUCGGCGCGAUAUGGGUUACGUGCACGAGCGGCUGCAGUACGGGAGCUAUGCGCUGGAGUCGUUUAUCAAUCUGAAUGCCACGCGCUUGCUGCAACCGCUCAAGGAGGACGUGUUUUGGGAGCAGAUCGUAACGGCGUGCAGCAAAACGUGGCCACUGAUGGGGUACUACGACGAUCUGAUACUGCGCGUGCAGCAGAAUGGCAUUCUGCGCUACUGGGAGCUGGGGAGCGUUAUCCGGAACAUGGGGCUGGAGAUUCAGCGCAAUUUAGCGAACGCACGGGUGCAGGACUCGGACCACGAGCCGGUGAAGCUACGGAUGGCACAUUUUCUCGGCGUGUUUUUCAUACUGUUCGUGGGGCUCAGUCUGGCGAGUGUUAUUUUCUUAGCGGAGCUGGUGGUGUAUCGGGCGAAUUCCAAUUUGACUACGAAGCAAAAAGUGGAAGUAGAAAGUGUAGAUUAGAAUGUUGGGGAAGGUUUUUCUGAUUGGAGUUUUAGUUUCUUCUUUGUUAUUCAAUCUUAUUAAGAAUGCUUGUUAGAAUCAUUCAGAGCUCUAAGCUCUAAAUUCAAGUUUAAGUAUUCCUAAUUUGAAUUUAGAUGUUCUAGCUUUACGUUAAAAGCACUAUUAUGUUCAUUGUA
Molecule: messenger RNA, 3290 nt
Organism: Anopheles merus
Lineage: Eukaryota; Metazoa; Arthropoda; Insecta; Diptera; Culicidae
Product: glutamate receptor ionotropic, kainate 5-like
Exons: 6
Coding region: 1183-3114 (643 amino acids)
Cellular component (GO): membrane
Molecular function (GO): ligand-gated monoatomic ion channel activity
Source: RefSeq, a predicted model, not a curated record